GCCCCCCCCGGUGACAGCCACCGGGGAGACGGGACGGUCCCCAAGGAGCUCCACCGGCUCGUUGGGAAGCGCGGCACCAUGAUGCCACCGGGACGGAUCCUGCUGCUGGUGCUGGUUCUGCUGCCGCCGGGUCCCGCCGCGCCGUGCUCCCCCCAGCCCAACGCCACCCGGUUCGUCUGCACGGAGCCCACGCUGCGGACCUUCCCCGCGGGGCUGCCCCGCACUACGCUGGCCAUCUCGGUGGAGUUCACGGCGCUCGCCGCCCUCCUGCCCACGGCGCUGGUGCCGGUGCCGCGCCUGCAGGAGCUACACCUCUCCUCCAACCUCCUGGCCACGCUGCCCGCAGCGCUGCUGCGUCCCGUGCCCGCGCUGCGCGUCCUCGACCUGACCAACAACCUCCUGCUCGACCUCCCCACCGACAUCUUCAUCAGCAAUGAGCACCUCCAGCACUUGGUGCUGCGCGGGAACCGGCUGCGGGCGCUGCGUCCCGCGUGGUUCCAGCACCUUCCCCGCUUGCUCUGGCUCGACCUGGGUGCCAACGCGCUGGCGGAGGUGCCACCGGAGGUUUUCCACCCGCUGCAUUCCCUACGGAGCCUGGAUCUGUCCCACAACCUCCUUGCGGCUCUGCCACCGGGAGCGCUGGCCGGGCUGCGGGCGCUGGAGCAGCUCGACCUGGAGGGGAACCGGCUGCUCACGCUGCCGCCCGCCUCCUUCGCGCCCGCGCCCGCCCUGCGCCUGCUCUUCCUGCAGGAUAACGAGCUGCGGGAGCUGCCCGCCCGCAUCUUCCUCCCGCUGCGCCACCUCCGUGUCCUCGACCUGGCGCGGAACCGGCUGCGGGCGCUGGAGCUGCCCCCCCGCGCCCCCGGCCCCGCGCUGGAGCUGGACAUGUCGGGCAACCCCUGGGACUGCGGGUGCGCGCUGCUGGCGAUGCUGCGGAGGGUGGCCCCGCGGGUCACCGCUGCCGCUGACACCCGCUGUGCCAGCCCCGCUCACCGCCGGGGGCAGGAGGUGGCUGCCCUGAGCGGGGCUGGGGACACGGGCUGUGAGCACAAGGGGGACGGGCAGCACCCGCCGGGCCCAUAGGUGAGGGGUUUGGUGGCACCGCAGGGGCUCGAGGGUGCCGCCUCCCUCCCUGCUGCUUUGCCCCCAGCCCAUAGGAACUCUCCUGGGGAAACUGAGGCAGGGAGAGCCGGGCUGCAAAUGUCCCCAUGCUGUGAUGCCCAUCCCAGUGGCCCCCAGCCCCACCAUGGCUCAGGCUGUCCCACGUCCCUGUCCUCAUCCUGCGUGGCUCAUGUCCCUGUCCCCACCCCACAAACGCACAUUAAAUGCCAUCACUUGGAGCCAUC
Strigops habroptila (Kakapo) is the source of this 1346-nucleotide messenger RNA. RefSeq names its product leucine rich alpha-2-glycoprotein 1 (gene LRG1). Gene Ontology annotation, molecular function: protein binding. The record is from RefSeq and is a predicted model, not a curated record. Lineage: Eukaryota; Metazoa; Chordata; Aves; Psittaciformes; Psittacidae. The transcript is spliced from 2 exons. Bases 79 to 1083 code for a protein of 334 amino acids.